AUGACCACUAGAGUGCCAUCCUUCAUGAUACGGGACCUUCUCACACCUGAGGAUUCCAGGCAAAGCCCGAAGGCGACUGAGGGGGAACUGGUUGAAGGCGUGCGUACAGAUGCGGGUUCAGACGGACUCGUCUGUCUACUAGGUGCUACCACCAUUUCUGGCCAUUUCGACUUCCCCAGGGAUUUUAAGGGUUUACUUAUUCUUUCACAAAUUGACAAUCCUGGCGAAGAGCCACAGGAAAUCGGAACCCACGAAGACUUCCCUUACAUUUUAGGCACUGCUGUAAAGAAUGCCUCCAGCCAAUCCCAACAACUUUUGAGCACGGCUGACCAAUCCGACGACGGGCUUUUAAAAAAGCCUCGCAAAGCAAGGACGGCGUUCACAGACUCUCAGCUGACUGAGUUAGAGCGGAACUUUGAAUCACAAAAGUACCUCAGUGUGCAGGACAGAAUCCAAUUAGCCAACAGGCUCAAGCUAAACGACACACAAGUUAAGACGUGGUACCAAAACCGCAGAACGAAAUGGAAGCGACAAACAGCCGUCGGCCUUGAACUACUCGCCGAGACAGGAAAUUUCAUUGCCGUUAAACGCAUCCUCCAAACAAGCCCCUACUGGGCCCUACAUCCAGCCACCGAGGCCAUUCUUGCAAACAUGGAAGCAAUCUCAAGACAGCCGCCACAAUCUACAGACAGUUCGUCUCCCCUGCCACCUUCCGCAGCACCCCCAACAUCCGAGUCUGCCAACUCGAUCGCAGACGAGGGAGCCCUCAAGUCAGCCCCUGAUGGACUCCACCAAUUUCUCCAAUCUCUUCUCAUCCCCAAUCCCGCACCAAGUAACACCUUCGCCGCAUCACCAUCAAGUUGGCCUGGACCAAUCAUGUCACCGCACCAGGGCUUCUGUUAA
Molecule: messenger RNA, 903 nt
Organism: Mesocestoides corti
Lineage: Eukaryota; Metazoa; Platyhelminthes; Cestoda; Cyclophyllidea; Mesocestoididae
Source: the annotation of a GenBank genome assembly